AAAAAACAAACACAUCUUCUUCCAAGGACACAACAAGAUAAAAAUUCUCUCUCAUCUAUAUCUUCACUCUCUCUCUCAUCGCGAAAGAAUCGAAAGCCUCUUUCUCUCUCUAGGGUUUGUGCGUGUUUCGCGCUUAAAUUAUGCCGGCGUUGUAGCGAAUCACUACUCCGAGCUAAGCUAGAUUCGUUCUCCGUCGAAAGGUCUAUCAAACGGUGUCGUUUCUAUUCAAAGCCGUUGAGAAUCGGUUAAGCUUCUGGUAGAGAUCGUGUACGGUGAUCCGCAGAUUUGGAUGAACCCUAAUUAUUUUUUUCGCCCCCUUCAAAGCUUGAUUAAAGAUGUUAUCAUACGAUAGUAGUGUUUUUCUUACAUUGGUAUAUAUUUGCAACUUUUUUUUUUUUUUAUUAAUGAUAAUAGUUGACUUAAGUGUUACACAUUUUGACCAAUUGUUUCCAUUUUGACUUUAAUAUACGUGUGAAUAGGAAACACUGUUGGUGCUUGUAGCUGCGGUUACUUGUAUUUUGCUGAUGUAAAUGCACAGUAGUGGAGGAUUAUUUGCAAGGUGAUUCUAAUAUUGUCACACUGAGUUCAUGGGAUCUUCUUUUAUCCAGAUUGACUCUAUCUCUAUUGAUCUUGCCAAUCCUAUUGAUAAGAGGGAUGCAGGCAAAUGUGAACAUUUCUCAAUACGUGAAUAUGUCUCAGAAGUUCGAAAAAAAGACUGGAAACUUUGUUGGCCAUUUCCAGUAGAUGAGUCUGACAAGCAACCGUCACUUCCACCGUUAGAUGUGCCAAAACACAUAUGUUGCCGAUAUCCAAACUCUCAACAAGAAAAUGCUGCAAAAGACAUUCCUAAAGAUAAUCAAAUAGACGUUACUUGUCAUAGUACUGGAGGCAGAUCUGAUACUAAAUGUAGUAAUGCAGCGCUCAAACCUUGUAUUCGGAAAGAUCCAAUAUCUGACAUUAUCGUGAGAAGAGACAUUGAUCUCAAUACUAACUUGAGCAGUGUUGAUGGUUGCUUACCAGUUAGUAUUGAGAAAGAAAACAAAGUUGGAGUUGGACUCAGCAGCAGACUUGACCUUGAGAACGGAUUGGAGGAUAAUCUCAAUCACCAAGUAACUAGUGUUCUAUCACCAAAAAUUUAUCCAGACAUUGCACAAGAAGUGAGCACAACUAAAAGAGGCAGUGAAAGUAAUGGAGUUUCUUAUGUUCAGCUUGCUAACAAUCUUAAAUGCACGGAUAAAAAUUCUGCUGAGAUUUGUAAUGGGGGAACACCUUCUGCAGAUAACCAAUGCACGAAAGAUUUAGCAACAACAGCCAUGGAGGCAGAUAAUAAAUAUGAUCACACAUCUGGACCACCUACUGAAUCAUUUGAUUUUACAGACAACAUGGUUGAAGAUGAUUUUGAUGAUAAUCAUUCAGAAAAGUCCACUAGUUUGUCUCGUAGGAGACCUCGGAAGGUGCGUUUGAUGACUGACUUGUUGCGUGAAAAUGGUGAAUUGAAGGCUGGAAAAAUUGCUGUACAAGAAUCCACAUCCCAUGGUACUUCCAAUACUUCUGCAGCUUCACAGGCACGCUCAAUUUUCCCAGGAAAUAUUCAAGGAGAUCUGACUUUAACAAAUAUGGGUCUGAGUAGAAAAAGGAAAAUUAUCCCGGAUGAAGUACGGAGUACAGCAAGUAUGCGUUUUCAGAGGGCUGGAGUUGAAGCUCAAAACUUAGAGGGGAUUGCAAAAACAACUGACACAGUUUUCAAUAAGAGAUCCAAUUCCAAAGAUGUACUAGCAGGGACUGGUUUACAAGUUGCUGAGAAAGGCAUCUGGAGUAAAUCUGAACCUGAAAGAAGCCAUAUUGUGGGUAAGAAGAAGAACAAAAAGAAUCAAGUUGUAGACAAUUACUUGAUUCCUGAGCAACAAGGACAAAGAAGACAAAAUGAGGACACUAUGUAUACUACAGAUAAGGCAUAUGCAUCUAAAACUGUUUCUUCUAGUUUAACUCCUGUGUUCACAAGGAAAGGGAUGGAUAAUUUUCCUUUCUACACCCCAAGAAUAGAAAAUGAGUUCAAUUCAUACAAAGAAAAGGGGAAAAUGCUGCAAAACGAUGAAGAACUCAAUUCGUUUUCUUGCCACAGAAAUGACUUGCUUGUCAGAGAUUCAUUUGCAUAUUCCGGGGUAAAAAUCAGAUCUAGUGUUCAUGCAGAUGUUCCAAUUCCUUCGGACCAAGGAAUGAUGAAUGGAAAAGGACUGGAGGAGGGUUUGCAUCUUUCUUUGAACAGUUAUAUGUCAGAUCAUGGUUACAACAAGAAAUGUAUCCAUCAAAUAGAAAACCGCCUUCCCUUCUCAUUGCCUUUUCAAGAGAGCACUUCAAGAGUACCUCUGUUUAAUAGAAAAGACAGUGAAACCAAUGUUUUUGGAGGACCAAGCAUUCCUUCCAGGCACACAACAAAUACCAUUUCUGGAAAAGAAGUUCACUGUAAAGAAAUUACUGGUGCAAGAAACACAGGAAAAACUGUUGAAGCUGUGGAACAACUAGGUAUUAAGAAAAGAUACAAUGAACGAGCUUCUGAGGUGUCUGAGCAGGGAACACUAGAUGACAUACCCAUGGAAAUUGUGGAACUCAUGGCAAAGAAUCAGUAUGAGAGGUGUCUCCCUGACGUAGAAAAUAGAUGCUCAAUGUUUGAAAAAUCCUCUAUCAGUAGGAACACACAGAUGACAGCUGGUACUGCUGUUUAUGGCAAAGGGAAGAUGAGCUUGUUAAAAGAAGGGCAGAAGGAGAAAUCAAGAGGAAGACCUAGGAAAAAUAACACAGUCACAAGAGGAGAGAAUGUGAAGCCUAACAAAAGAAAGCCAAAUCAUUACUUUUCUCCAUUUGAUGGAAGUAGUUUGGGAGUGAAUAAUCCAUACCCACCACAACCCUCAUUCGGAUUUGAAGUUCCUCAAUCCCAAAAGCAGCAGUCAAAUGGAUUCCAGUUUUCACCUAUGAUUGCUAACCAGCUUGGUGGUGCACGAAAUAUCAAGUUUAAUGGGAGUCUCGAAGAGCGUGUGUCCUCUAAUGCUAGUUUGCAACCCCUGGGAGGAUGUAGCUUACACAAGAAUAUAUUACAGCAGGAUAAUGAAGCUUCUCGCAUUUGGGCAUCCUUGCCCCCGAAUCACUCUUCCUUAGGGUAUGAUGUAUCACAAAAGAUUGUUUCUCAGCCUAGUAGUAGCAACAUGAACAUAUCUUCACCCCGAUCUGGUGCAGCUCAUAAGCAGAACAUGAGGAGGGACUUUGAUCUUAACUACACAAAUAUCAAUGCCACAGGCCAAGAAAAGCAUAGUAGGAUCACGGGUCCUGGAGUCUUCAACAGGGUGAAUGGAGAAUACCCAUUUCCAUGCAAACAUAAUGGAAUGGAGCCUCAUCAAAAUUUGAGGGGAUCUUUGGAUUUGUAUUCUAAUGAGACAAUACCUGCCAUGCAUUUACUUAGCCUUAUGGAUGCAGGCAUGCAGUCCCGUACACCCUUCAAUGUCGGUGGUAGUGCUCAAAUGCUCAAAAGACCUUCUUAUCCCAGUGAUUGCAAUACCAAGUUGGAGAUAGGUGCAUCUAAGACCAAUGGUACCCUGAAAAGGCAGCCAUCUGACUAUUACAACAGAAGUUACUUACCGGAUAAAUCACAUGGCUGUUUUAUUGGCUCUCAAACCUUUGAUGCGUCUUCAUCAGCCCAGCACAGUAAUAAGUUUAAGAAAGAUGCUGGUUCCAAUGGUCAAAAUUCAACAAAGUUUGGACAGAAAGAAAAUAUGAAGAGCUCCAAUUCAUCCCUUCAGAAUAGAUUUGUUAAGCAAUGUAGCUUAUCAAAUAGUGAAACAGACACUUCACUGCAACGCAGAUUGGAAGUUCAUGGUAUUCAUACCUCUAUGCCGCCAGUAAAGAUCACAUCUGGCAUCUCAUGUACGGUAAACAGAAAUCCUGCUGAGUUCACCGUUCCGGAAACAGGAAAUGUCUAUAUGAUCAGAGGAGAGGAUCUGAAAUUUGAGAAGAGUUGUCCCAAAAACAAGCAUCGUUUCCCUAUUCCUUGUGCACAAAAGCAGCAGAGCAAUUUGAAGGGAAUGAAAAUGAAAGAACAUUCAAAACAUUGAAAUUCUCCAGUAUUCUGUGAUUUGCAGGUCGAGUCCUUCAUGCAACCAAUAGCAAAUGACUUUCAUCUCAGUGUAGAAGGUGAUCUAUGACUUGCAAUCUCAAAUCGAUUAACUCGGGAAGGAGUAAGCAAGAUGCCACGCCACAUCGACAGCUGAAUAGAAGAGAAUCAUACAUCUAUUAUGCAAUUAACAUGUUGUAAAUUAGUAAACAAUACGUGCUUCAGAUAUUCUGUUGGUGUCGUAUAAUCUAUGAGGAGCCUACCUAUAGCCCCUUAAGUAUUAAAGUAUCAGUAUGAUGUCAUAAAGUUUAUGGGGAAAACUCAAAAUUGCCCCGUGUAGACAUAAUAUACUAUGGUUACAAUUCAUACAAGUGCUAAACCAUGGUAAAAGAUACAUUUUGCUGCUGAGAUGUGUUAGUUUUUGGUAUAAAACUUGAAGGAAAACACUGUCUGUUUGUGACAAAAAAAAUCACGAAAGUAUGUGAAAGGGUGCGGGAGUUUGCAA
Molecule: messenger RNA, 4607 nt
Organism: Trifolium pratense (red clover)
Lineage: Eukaryota; Viridiplantae; Streptophyta; Magnoliopsida; Fabales; Fabaceae
Product: protein EMBRYONIC FLOWER 1
Exons: 7
Coding region: 588-4103 (1171 amino acids)
Biological process (GO): shoot system development; negative regulation of flower development; negative regulation of DNA-templated transcription
Source: RefSeq, a predicted model, not a curated record